This is a messenger RNA of Nomia melanderi (Alkali bee), 2164 nucleotides long. RefSeq names its product glucose-fructose oxidoreductase domain-containing protein 1. NCBI's taxonomy places the organism in Eukaryota, Metazoa, Arthropoda, Insecta, Hymenoptera, Halictidae. The record is from RefSeq and is a predicted model, not a curated record. Gene Ontology annotation, molecular function: nucleotide binding.
GCAACUCCUUGAGUAAAAAUAGUGGGAGAGCGCUGUUUCUGAGUUAAUAGGGUGAGGGGAGUAGACACUUCUGUUAUAUAGUACUGAAAUUUAUUUUAUAUUUACUGCUCUCUGCUAUAUUAUAAAUUUAUUCAAUUUUAUUUGCAAAAAAUUUGAAUGUUGACCAUUAUAUUUAUACAUUGAAAAAGAAUAUGUCGAUUGAAGGUACGUGAAAUACCGCCUUUACCAUAUGAAACGCAAGGUGGUUUUCUUGCUAGAUUAAAAUACACACAGCUUUUGACAAUGUUUCGUUUGUUGUGUAUACUAAACAUAACAAUUAAAGCAUAUCGAUAGAACACGAAAAUACUUUAUAAAAUUAUUAAAAGUGUUUUCCAAUUGAAACUAAAAUCAAAUUAUUAAGAUUCGAUAGAGGUAAAUCCUGCAGUAAAGAAAACAUUUGAGAAAUUGAAUAUGACAUUGCCUGGUAUUGGAGUUUUUGGUACUGGAAGUAUUGUUAGGAUUAUUAUUCCAUUUCUGAGGGAAAAGGGCUUCCGAAUUGAAGCCAUUUGGGGACGUACACUAGCAGAAGUAUCAGAAGUUGCAACCGAUCUAGAAAUACCAUUUCAUACCAGUCGAAUAGAUGAUGUAUUGCUCAGGAAAGAUGUUGACUUAAUUUUUAUUAUGUGCUCUCCCAGCUUGCAUGCACAAAUAGCGGUGAAAGCUUUAGGAAUAGGGAAGCAUGUUGUGUGUGAUAAACCUGCUGGAUUAAGUCAAAGUGAAGCAUUAAAAAUGGUACGAGCUGCACAAUAUUAUCCUUCUUUAAUAAGUAUUGUCAAUCACAGUUUAAGAUUUCUACCAGCAUUUGUUGAUAUGAAAAGAGCUUUAGAGGAAGGGUAUUUAGGUGGCCUUGUGACUGUGGUAGAAGUCAGAGUACACAUGGGCAGUUUGUUGCAUAAUGGAUACGAUUGGUUGUGCGACGAUACAAUGGGAGGAGGAAUCUUAGCAUUAGUAGGAAGUCAUGUAAUAGAUUUAAUUUUCCACUUGACCGGUCAAUACGCCUCAAAAGUGCAUGCAGUAGUGCGUACUUUUACCCAAACUACAAAACAUAUAAAUGGAAUAAGGCAUGUUACAUCGCCAGACUUUUGUAGUUUUCAAAUGGAAUUGAGUGGUGGUACUUUAGUAACAGUAACCUUAAGCAAUCAUUUACAAGGCCAACUUUCUCAAGAAGUAUUAAUAUGUGGAGGUGGUAAUCAUCUUCUCGCACGCGGUGGAGAUUUAUAUGGUUAUCGUAAUGGGCAAGAAGAAAUGUUAUAUCGUGAUACAGAUGACUUGCAAGAUAUAUCUUUCCCUAUUACCGACUCCAUACCUCGGCCAUAUGUCAAAGGAUUAAGAAAUAUGAUCUCUGCAUUGAGACAAGCUUUUCAAUCUGUUGAAGAUAAAAAAGGUUGGAUAAAGGAACCAGUAUUCUCUGCAUCAACUUUUGAAGAUGGUUUAUAUGUUCAAGCAGUUAUCGAUGCACUGCGACAAAGUAACAAACGACGAGAAUGGGUAAAAGUUAAUAUUCUAACAGAAGAGCCAGACCCAAAUCCUUUGUUGAGCGCAGCUGUUAGAGCUACAGCAAUUUCUAUAUAAAGUAAAUAUUGUACAAAGACUGGUUUAAAAUUUUAUGAAUAUGUUUAGUGUUAUCGAAAAAUGUGCUAAAAGAGAAAUAGUAAUUGUUAACUAAAACUCUUAUUAAAAUGGGUAACUCUAAAUAUGAAUUAGCACGUAUUAUUAAAUUUAAAUUUUAACUUUAACUAAUUAUUUAUUUCAACGGAUACACUAAAAGUAUGCAAAUUACAUUGUAUAUAUGUGCAUAGAUAUGUAUUAUAUUUAACAAGUUUUGUAAUAUGUUUAGAUUCAUGUAGGAUAUAAUAUUUACACUAGUAAAACACUGACAUUUAUUAACAAAAUGACACAUAAGACAUCAUAAAAAUAUUUAUAUAUUAAUAAAUUAUUUAUGUUUUAGUAUGAGAAAUAUGAAAAAAGAUGUGUUACUGUAAAUAAAAUUUUUUUAUAUUUAUAUUUCAUGUUAUCUCAUUAAUCCAUUAUUAUUAAUUUAUUGCAUAUUGGUUUUCACGUAUGGUUUGUACGAAUAAAAAUUAUAUUUAACAAAUUAAAUAAAGCAACACACGAGUAAAAAUAA